Molecule: messenger RNA, 8018 nt
Organism: Spirodela intermedia
Lineage: Eukaryota; Viridiplantae; Streptophyta; Magnoliopsida; Alismatales; Araceae
Source: the annotation of a GenBank genome assembly
AUGGAGGGGGGUCCAUCGGGGUUUGGCGACGCCGCCGACCCGCCGUUGCCUCUGGCGAAGUGGAGAAACGACUUCUCCAGAUCGUUUCAGUACUAUCUCGACCGCUCGACGCCGCACACUCUCUGGAGAUGGAUGGGCACGCUUGCGGUGGCCUUGGUGUAUGUGCUGAGGGUGUACCUCCUCCAGGGUUUCUACAUCGUCUCCUACGGUCUUGGCAUCUACCUACUCAAUCUGCUGAUCGGCUUCCUCUCUCCCAAGGUCGACCCAGAAUUGGAAGUACUUAACGACGGGCCCUCUUUGCCAACCCGCGGCUCCGAGGAUUUCAAGCCCUUUAUCCGCCGGCUUCCCGAGUUUAAGUUCUGGUGAGCCCUGAUCCGCUUCCAAUUGCCCUCGUAUCUGGUUUUAUCUAGGACAAGUUGCUGAUUGGGUAUUGAGAUUAAGCUACUGCCACCUCGGAUGUGUUCAAGUAGGUAGAUAUUCAGGUUUUUCUUCUGUUCAUGGGUUUUGGACGCGCGUCAGUGAAGGACCGACGUCCCUUCAUGUUGGAUCCGCACUUGGAAUAUUAGAUCAGAUAAAUGUUUCUUUCACUUUUGUGGCAAUUUAAUGUCUCCAUGUGCGUUUAAUUAUUGCUGGAAUGGAAUUUUCUCUCUUUCUUUCGCUCUCUAUGCACGGCGCUGCUUGGUUAAUGGAUGAUGAUGUACAUUGUCCUCGUGAAGUUAUAAUAUGCUUUCAUGUAACUAUUUCAUUUCAAUUGAAGCAAAUUUAAUGCCUCUCACGCUCAAUGAAUUGUCACUGAAUCAGCUUCUAAACCCUCUGCUUCAUUUUAUCUGGCAUAUUUCCCUAGGUGUAGUUUACAGUCUAUUAUAUAUAAAAGUGAGAGCUUUUUCCAUUUCGCUUUACAUUUGGAUUAUAAAAUAACCUUUGUUUCUUGAGAUAAAUGUCUUUAUUGUGGUAUAUCCUGUGUUGUUUUGGGAAUCGCCUCCAGGGCUUUAGACACGCAUGAUCUUUUCCCCUCUCUAGAAGGGAAUCUGCAAAUAAUCGGUAAGCAUGACUCCUAAGAUAUGCCUAACUUCUGUUGUUUUAUAUAUGUCUAAUAAUUUUCUCCACUAAUAUUUAUGGAACUAGGAAAAUGAAGCAAUGUAGAAGAGAUGAAAUGAGAAAAAUUUAGAAUGAAGGUGUUGUAAUGAAGUAAGCGGAAUUCAGUUGAUUCAAUCUAGUCAAUCUGUCUGAAGAAGUAAAGCAAUAGAGCGUGGUAGCAUUAUCCUAGAUUUCUGAUAACAAACUCCCAUGCCUAUCAAAUGAGGAUAAUUUUCAAUACUCUGAUGUCUUAGUCAUAGGAUUUGAAAUUUAAAGUGUGAAGGCGUUUAUUUCAGCGACGAAAAUGACUAGUUCGUUGGUAGAUUACCUGGUUGAAUGAAUGAUUCUAAUAUGACCCCAACACAAUAUAUUCAGGGUAGGAGGGGAAGAGAGUCAAAGUCAUGAGUGUCAUGGGGCUCUUUGCAAAAGUUCAGGGUGAUUGGGGAGACAAAUAGGGUUUUCGAAAGAAGGGGGAUUUCAGUCUUUUGAGGUUAAGGGGAGUGCAGCAGCCCUCUUGAACGGUUGCCAAACAACUAGGGUUCCGGUGGAGCCCUGUUUGUCAUUCACUAUCAAUUUUUUAUUUCUGUGCUUCUGUUCAGUAGAUUGCUAUUUGAUUUAUUGUUGGAAAUCCGGAGUCGUGGACGCCAUGGCACCCAGACAUGUCAACACCUGUCUGGACCACUUGGAGUGGGUGAUCAAGGUGGUCAAGGACGAUAUGAAGAAGUUAAGGGAGUACAUGGCCAGUAUGCUGGACAUGGUCUUUCAACGCCUUGACAGAAUGGAGGACCGUCUGACAGCAGUCAAGCAAGGAGGCUCUACCGCAUAACAUCCAGAAGGACAACCGGACCUAUAGGGAAGAAAACCAUAGAAAAUCAUGUCUCAAGUGCAAGAAAGCAAGGAAAGUGCGAGAACCUUACCAAACACAAGAAAGAAUGGUGCGACCACAGAGGAACCACCUUGAAUCCUCAACAAGGGUGGAACCAACCGGCUACUCUGAUUUAGGCAAGAGUGGACGAAGAUGGAAAAUGCUAAGUUCUGAAAUGGUAGGACUAUCGAAGGAGGAACUUCCUCCAUUUUCAGUAAAUGAACUGAAUACCACUAUAGUGCAUUUGGCCUAAAAUUGAAGGCAAUUUCAAGGGCCACAUUUCAAAAUGACUUUGGGAAGUUUUCAGGUAAAUGUGGACUUAGUUAUGGUGAUCUGUAUGGUCGUCCUUCGACCCUUUAUGAAGCAUUUAACAUUAUGAAUGAAAUUACAGAAGAAGAUGCCAUAACAUGGUGUGCUAAUAGGAGAAUAUUUCCACAGCAAGUGUUUAUGAUGUGGAAAAGAACUCGUUACAAAAUUGAAUUUAUCAAAAGACAGCUUGGAAAAGAUUAAGCUUAAGAUGGAACUUCAAGGAGCUGAAUCUAAAAUGUUACAUUGUAAAUUGGAAAUUCGUAAUCUAUUUCAGCCACCAGAGUUUAUUCGAUUCAGAAGGGAAAAUCUGCAGUGAAAAUAUUUUUUGUGCCAAGUGCAAAUUAUGCUGUUUGAUGGCAUUCGUGAUCAAGGUUUUCACCAGACGUGUUUGAAUCCUCAUAUUGAUAACACUCCCCCGGAUGAGGAAAGUGGAUUCUGCCCUGGCUGUGCUUGUAAAGUAGCUGGUAUUGACUUGAUUAACGAGAACCAUGGAGCAUACCUUUCAAUCAAAGAAGAGUGAGAGAAAGUAUUCCUUGGUUUUUGAGUCUAAAGAUGGUCAACAUGUUAAUCUCAGGUUGCCAUCAGAUGAUCUGAAAAUCAUGAUUAUUCUCCUAAUGACCUCGGAGUUGAAAACUUUGAAGCUGAUGAAGAGGUGAGGGAAGGAUCAAGUUCUGAUGAUCUGAUGAAUCAGAUUUCACAUCGGAUAUGGAUGAUUUGAAUGUUUAGAGUAAUGAGGUCUAUAUUGCUAAUGAAGCAUCAGCAUCCCCAAUAUCUCUGUAACUAGUGCUUGGUGGAUGAAGUGUCACAUGUCCCUUGUUUGCUAAUUCUGCACCUUACUCCUUCAAGUAAAAACUGGGCCAAGAAAAUGCUAUCCCAUUGCCAAGUAAAAGCCAAUGGAAACAUCUGGAAUACAAGAAGUUAUACAAUGAAGCAUAUGAGAACAAUUUGCCAGAUUCUAGUGAUGAUAAAGAAUGGGCUGAUGUGAGUAUACCAGCGAAAUUGAUUUAUGACGAAAGUACUGGAACAGAAAAGCAAUAUGUAGCUAAUGAUUAUGCUAAGCGAUUAUCUAUCGGUUAUGUGGAGACUGAGGAGCUUGUGGCAUCUUCAUUUGCUUGCUUGACAAAGUCAACAUCAAAUUCUAAAUGCUAUAAUCCUUCAGCGAAAUUUGAGCAGUGCCUUCUUUUGAACAUUUGUUACUACCAACUGUCAGAAGCAGAGUUAUCCCAAGGAAAGGACUUGGUUAUUCUUGUCUACAAUUCACUUGGUUGGAAUAGAGAGGAUAUAAUUAGAGCAUCGGUCUUUAGUGCAUCUGUGAUUGUCAAGGAUUGUAAGGGAAAGAUUGUUGACUCACAGCUUCUGCCAAUAUCGAACAUCUCAUUAGAGAUCCGAAAAGUACACGCUAAGGCAUACUAGGGCAUUUCUCCUGGGGUCAACCCAAGGUUUUGGCUCAUCUUCCCAGUAUGUGCCACCUCUAGACCUUAGUACAUAUUUUAUUUCAAGGGUAGAAAAAUCUGUUUCAGGGCAUCCGGUCAUCUCUAUAACUUAUGAAACACAUGAAAGUGCAAGUGUAAUAGAAGUUGGGCAAGGGAGUUUGAAGCUCAUUUUCGAUGAGGUAAAAAUGAGCCAUUACUUGAACAGUAGAAACAUGGUUAAUACGACUAUCUCUCAAUCCUGCAUAUAUUAUUCUGGAGAUGAUGGUAGUGGUGCUGAUUAGCAGGCCUCAUGAGCAUGUCUUUCACCCAAGUGGUAAAUUUCCAAUACGCCAUUUGGGACAGACACCUUUGACUGUAAUAUGGGGGCAAACUUUAGAGGAAGCGCAUCAAUAGAUAAAUCCGUGGAUAUAUCAGAUCACCAGAUUAUAUAGGGGAAGGGAGCAUGCAGAAAUUGAACUCAUUGUUGGCCCUAUUCCUGUUAAUGAUGCAGCUGGGAAAUAAGUAGUCACUCAAAUUACCAAUAAUGUUAGAAGUGACAACAUUUUACACUGAUCCUAAUGGAAGAGAUUUCAUCGAAAGCAUUCGUGAUUAUGGAUAACACCAAGAAAUUCUCAGUAUUGGUGGAUCGUUCUAUAGGAAGCUCGAGUAUUUCAGAUGGUCAAAUAGAGUUGAUGCACCAUCAAUGAUUAUUAUGUGAUGAUGGCCGAGGAGUUGCAGAGGCACAGAACGAAACUAUUUAUGUUGAUGAAGAUUACACAGGAAUAAUAAUGUCAAGGAAAUUUUAUCUCAGGAUUGAUCCUUUGGGGGAUAGCGAGCACAGAGUUAUGGCGAGUACAAGGGGGUGGCGCCAAAUGGUGUAGGUCGUCGGGACGGGAGGUGUACACUACUCUUCUUAUAGCAUUCUCAGAGCAGAAUGGAGCUGAUUGGAUAAAAUCCCAUGUACCCACCUUCACAGCAAUAGACACGUCCUGCAGCUUACCUGAUAAUGUGACAUUGAUUACCCUCCAGGCUUUUGAAGACGGGUGUUCUCCUUCACCUGGCCCAUCUUUGUGAGAGCGGAGAGGAUAAGGAUCUUUUGAGGAUGGUGAAUGUGGAUCCGGCUCAGGCACAGUUUUUAGCACAAAAUCUGGCGCAUCGGAAAUCAUUGGAGCAGCAACUGGUAGGUUUGUUCUCGCAUUGAUAGUGAUCAUUUUGGCUAUUUAUGUGAUGAGGCAGAGGAAUAAAAGUGGAAGUGCACUCCAUACAAAAAAACUCAGGCCAUUCACCUUCGAUGAUAGAAGGUAGUGCGCGAAUGAUGUCUCAAAUGCAAACAUUGGACUCGGAGGGUAUGGAAAGGCUGACCACGGAAUUCUACUGACGGAAUAGCUUGUUGCUAUCAAGAGAGCUCAGCUUGGGUCAAAGCUAGGUGGGCUUGUGUUCAAAAUUAAGGUGGAAAUAUUGUUAAUGGUUCAUUAUAAGAAUCUGGUUAAGAUGGUUGGUUUCUGCAUCAACUGAGAUACACAAUGUAUGUUGGGCUACAAAAGUAUUCUUAAUGAAUCCUUGAAAAGAAGCUUUUCAAGAAGGUCGUCGUGUGUAAUGCUAGAUCGGUGGAGGAGCCUUCGAAGUGGUGCUGGAGCAGCCAGAGGACUCAUCUUUAUCACAGCUUAUUGGGUCAGUCCAGCCACACUAUAUUUUUGGACAUUUGACCACUCGGCUCAAAAACAGGAUGCUCGGAUACAAUAGGAAGAUUUUCCACAUUUGAAGCCACUUGGGAGUUGACGAGGCAUAUCAACGCCAUUAUCCUGACUUCCACCUUGAGGACUAGGUGGAUCUUCUAGGCGAGAGUGUUGAUACGACCCCACCACAAUAUAUUUAGGGUAGGACGGGAAAGAGUCAAAGUCAUGGGUUUAAGGGGGUUUUUACCAAAUGUCCAGGGGGAUUGGUGAGACAAAUAGGGUUUUCGACAGAAGGAAGGGGGAUUCCAGUUUUUUGAGGUUGAGGGGAGAGCAGCAGCCCUCUCGAACGGUCGCCAAACCAUUAGGGUUCCGAUGGAGCCCUGUUUAUCAUUCUCUAUCAACUUUUUAUUUCUGCGUUUCUGUUCAGUAGAUUUCUAUUUGGUUUCUUGCUGGAAAUCCGGAGCCGUAUCAGAUUCCAUGUCAGAUGUGUAUCUAAUGAUGAUCCAGAUUAUGUUCGUGCAUUGAUCAUACAUGCGGAACGUUUUUCUUCCUAAUGGCGGUCUCAUUCUGCUUUCCACAAUUUAAUGGUAGUAAUUAGCUUAACUUUUUCCUUGCUGCUGGUUAUAACAUUAAUUGAUCUUCUUCUAAACGUCAUAUUCGACGUUUUGAAGGGAAUACCGAGCAAGGCUAGAUAAGGAUUAGGUGGUAUCAUAUUGCUCUGCUCCCUGAAAGACCAAAUUUGAAAUAUUGGAAGAUUUUUUUAUUCCUUUCGCUUUUGUAUUUCGAUGUCAUCGUUCUCUAUGAUGUUCUCCCAUGGUGGCCGGCAUUCAGCGUUGGAUGAUUCAACAUGAAACAUCAAUCUCCAUUGUACGCUGGAGGGCUUUAAAAUUCUGUCACAGCGUACUUUCUUAGAUGACAACGUGCUAUUGUGUUGAAUAUUUAAUACUGAAUUUCAUAAUUGUUGUCUUUGCCAAGGCCCUUUGGAUUCAACAUAUAAUAACAUCCAUAGUAGAAAGCCCCCUCGGGGCUAGAGUUAUUAGAACUCUGAGUUGUGCUUCUGGACUGGCCCAUACGGUUCUGCAGUUUUCUGUUUUUUUUUUUUUCUUUUGCUUGCUUUAUGUGAUAGCGGACAGCAGUCCUGAUGGCCUCAGAGGAGUUGCUCCUUGCACCGUCUAACAGCAGCAGCAAGGAAAUUGUAAAACUUUGGGAAGGAAAUGAAUAUGUUGUAGUCGACCAUGUUAUUCGCUUUGAGGAAUGAGAAAAACGAGAGCCUCAUCAUGCUGAUUCUGGUAUACCCAGCGGACAUUAAUCAGCCAUGAGUGAUGGAAAAACGUGGAAUCGUGAUGGAUGCAUCUUCCCUGUCUAGUCUCUCAUUAUUUUUGCUUUAGAAGUUAAUGAGUGGAAGUAAAAGUGCAUAUAUAAUCAAGAUGAGGUUGCUGGAAUGCCGUAAUCAUUUAUUCACUCGUCAGAUGAGCCAAUGAGUCCGGAGAGUCUUUGACACAUUCUGAGGUGUGGAAGCUGUAGGCCCCAAUAAACAAGACGCAUUAGACUUGGCUAAAUGGAGUUAGCUAGGGUGUGCUGAGGGUGAUGGCAUCGAACUUCGCUCAUUGCGAGCGCUGCAUACCCGAUUCCAAAUGUUUGGCCAACGUGAGUGUGGAACACUGCAAGGGAGGCCAUGUAUAACCUACAUUGAAACAUGAUCUGAUGUUUUGAUGUGCACCUGCAUCUGUUUGUCUUGGGUAGGCAGAAUAUGAUGCGUAUACACCAAGUAUUACCGACAGGUAAUAGCAAUGGGCAGUUCCCUUUUUUAUCGCAAACCUACUUUCUUUUUUAAUUUAUGUAGUUGUAUCUUGCACAUUUUAGAUCCCUGGAGUUUUUCUCAGCUUAUCUUUUGUCGAAAUCUGUAGCCUUAUCUGGGUGCGAAUCCUGAAAGGAUCUCAACAGCGUGUGGAAACGUUAAUGAGCAUUUUUACUAUCGGAGAGGAGAUAUCCCAGAAAACAUGAAAGGGCUUAGUUUUAGAUCAGAUUGAUGUUAAAGGCGGGGUCCUUUUUGGCUGCGCCUCAGAAUUUUCUCUGUCCAUGGUGUUCCCUUUGUUGUCCGCUAUACCUGUGUUAUGUGGAGUCCUUCUCUACGGUCGUUGGAAGGAGGUGAUGAAGACCGCUUUCAGGAGUAAUUGAUCUCCCCCUUUCAGUAGCACUAAGGUUCUGCGGCAUCUUGUUUGGCUUGCAAAAGCGGCUCUAUUCGUCGCGCUGCUUUCUGUGUAUAUAUAGAUCUAUAUAUAUAUGAAUGAAUAUGCACUGGUUAGUGUUGUCUCACCCUGUUUACCCACCCAUCGUCGCGUGGUGUUGCAGGUACGCUAUAACCAAGGCCUUUUUGGUGGCCUUCGUGAUGACUUUCUUCUCUGUGUUUGACGUGCCCGUGUUCUGGCCCAUUCUGCUGUGCUAUUGGAUAGUCUUGUUUGUGCUCACGAUGAAGCGCCAGAUUCUGCACAUGAUCAAGUACAAGUACCUCCCCUUCGAUUUGGGGAAGAAGGUAACUGACUCUUUUCUCCCGCACCGAGUCAACGCAGCCCUCUUCGUAUGUGAUCGCUAACUCGCGUCGUCGUCUAUCUUGAAAUGCGGCAGAGGUACGCCAGGAAGAAACCUUCUUCGAGCCGCGGGAGCUCAGCCAAGGACUGA